This is a messenger RNA of Entrophospora sp. SA101, 5544 nucleotides long. The record is from the annotation of a GenBank genome assembly. NCBI's taxonomy places the organism in Eukaryota, Fungi, Glomeromycota, Glomeromycetes, Entrophosporales, Entrophosporaceae.
AUGCUUUUUGGCGGAAAUGGAUUUCCGGCUGAACAAAAUCAAAACAGUCUUAUUCCUAACAGCAUAAUACAGUUUCCGAUAAAUGAUCCAACUCAAUCAAAAAGUGGUUUAACUUGUCCUGUUGUUGGAACUUAUAAUGACGCUAAAAUAUAUCCCAGCUUUUUCUCUCAAUUAGGAACGUUCUUUCCUAUUAUGGGCCUUCUUUUUACUGUAGCUGUUUAUGGUACAACAUCCGUGUUUGGAUAUAUAACGACAUGUCUACUUGAUGAUAUUGUUAUUUUGGGGACAUCCUUAGUACUCAUUAUUUCGUGGUACAACUUCGCCAAACCAGUCUGGUUGGCUUUAUUAGCAAGAUUAUUGCAAGAUGCUUCAAGCAAGAGUGGUGUUGUAAAAACUUUUUUACAAGUAAAAAAUGCAGUUGUAAUUGUUGGGUCUGAUUCUGGACCAGUUGGAAAUAAUUACAAUCAUGAACUCUUUGUACUUUGUUGUGUUUUUAUUGUAACUGCUGUAGCUGUUCUGGCUGUACUGGGGUAUCUUAGAUAUGAUUUUCACCAAAAACGGGAAAUUCUUAGCAAUCCAAAUAAUAAACUCUACAGGCGUUUCUACAAGAGAUUAAAAGCCGUCAUUAUUUGGAUUUACUUUAUCCAUUCAUUUGAAGUCAUAAUUUAUACUAUUUUGCAAUUCGUGUAUGUCUUUAAAGUACUUUUAUACAUACAAGGAGAAGGGGAAAUUGGUCUUGUUGAAGUUCUAAGAGCAAUUGAUUUGCUAACCAUAAAUUAUCUCAUGAAGAUUUCUUAUUUCAUCUCAACCACUACUUUAAUUACCUCGUAUUACUUUCCUAAUUUAGAACUACGUUUCAUAAAAUUGAUAAAAAGGAUUUUCAGAAAAGACACUGGUAAACUUACUGAAGAUGAAAGAAGGUAUUACCAAGGUUUUAUUCGUAAGAAAACUUUCUUUCUUACCGCUGCCCUUUCUUUAGGCCAAAUAUUUUUUGAAUAUUACUGGUUUUGUACUCCUUCAAUUAUCAGCACAGUUUUCAACACCAUUCUUACCACAGUUUUGACUCGUUCAAUCGCAUCAUUCUUUUCUAAUCAGGGAAUAGUUAAAUACAUUUAUAAAAAUAAAGAAGGUGUUGAACAUGUCAAAGAGGAUAACGAUAUUGAAGAUAAAACAAAAGUUUACGCAGAAGUUGGCAUUAUGGAUAUUUAUAAUGUUAAAAGUUUUAAUAUAAAUAAGGAUAAGUAUGAUGGCGACAGUGUUAUAUGUCCUAGUAAUUUGGAAAAAUAUUCAGUUGAUUCUACGGGUAAUUAUGUUUAUGUUUAUACAAAAUCCACAGAAAAAAAUGUAGAGGAAACGAGUAAUUCAAAGGGUAAGGAUGAGGAUGAGAUUAAUGAAUUAGAUAAAGAAGUAAACACUAAGAAGCCCAAGUCUAAGCAAUAUUACUACGUUAUGCCUGUUCAACAAUCUAUGUACUUUGUUAAACUUGAUUUUGAUGAAAGUAAAAUCAAGAAAGUAACGAAUGUAUACGAGGAAGAUUACAAUGAUAAAAAGAACAAAUACAUCGAAACAAAAAAAUUAUACAAGGAUAUAAUGAAAAUACAAAACAAAAAAAAAAAAGAUAAAGAAACUAUAAAGUUCCAAGAAAUAAAGAAUAAAUACGAGAAAAUAGAGGAAAUUUACAAUGAGAAUAAAUACGAGGAAAUCAAGAAUGAAUACGAGGAAAUAAAUAGUAAAUACGAGGAAUCAGAUGAAAGUGCAAAGAAGGAGAUGAAGAUUGAAUACGAGUACAAAAAGGAAGAAUACGAGUACGAGACAAGAAAGAAAGAAUACAAGGAAAUGUGGAAAGAAUAUGAGGAGAAAAAGAAAGAACACGAGAAAGAAUACAAGAAAAUGUGUAAAGAAUAUGAGGAAAAAAAGAAAGAAGACGAGGAAAUAAAUGAUGAACACGAGGAAAUGAAUGAUGAGUACAAUAAAAUAGAAAUAUACAAGGAAGUGAUGAAAGAACACGAGAAAAAGAUCAAAGAACACGAGAAAAAGAUGAGAGACAACGAGAAAGGGUGGAAAGAAUAUCAGCAGCAAAAAAAGAAAAAAUACGAGGAAUUUUACAAAUACGAGAAAAUCAAGAAUGAAUACAAGGAAAUAAAUAGUAAAUACGAGAAAGCAGGAGAAAGUGCAAAGAAGGAGAUGAAGAUUGAAUACGAGUACAAAAAGAAUGAAUACGAGUACGAGAAAAAAAGGAAAAAACACAAGAAAAUGUUGAAAGAAUAUGAGGAAAAAAAGAAAGAAUAUGAGGAAAUAAAUGAUGAAUACGAAAAAAUAGAUGAUAAAGGAUGGAAAGAAUUCGAGGAAAAGUGGGAAGAAUAUCAACAAAAAAAGAAAAAAUACGAGGAAAUAAAGGAUGAAUAUGAGAAAUUAGAAGAAGAUAAAAAAGGGGAGAAGAAGACUGAGUAUGAGGAAAAAAAGAAAGAAUACGAGGAAAUAGCAGAUGAAAAAAUUAAAGAAUACGAGAAAAAGUGGGAAAAAUAUCAACAAAAAAAGAAAAAAUACGAGGGAAUAAAGGAUGUAUAUGAGAAAUUAAGAGAUAAAAAGAUGGCGAAGAAGACUGAGUACGAGGAAUCAAAGGAAGAAUACGAGAAAAUAGCACAUGAAAAAUUUAAAGAAUACGAGAAAAAGUGGGAAGAAUAUCAAGAAAAAAAGAAAAAUUACAAUGAAAUAAAGAAUAAAUAUGAGAAUCCAGAAGGAAAUAAAAAGAAGGCUAAGGACAAGGACAAGAAAGUAUACGAUGAAAAAAAGAGAGAAUAUGAGGAAAUAAAAGAUGAAAGAAUGAAAGAAUACGAGGAAAUAGCAGAAGAAAAAAUGAAAGAAUACAAGGAAAAGUGGGAAGAAUAUCAACAAAAAAAGAAAAAAUACGAGGAAUUAAAGGAUAAAUAUGAAAAAUUAGGAGGUGAGAAGACUGAGAAUGAGGAAAUAAAGAAAGAAUACGAGAAAAAAAAGAAAGAUUACGAGGAAAUUAAAGAUGAAAAAAUCAAAGAAUACGAGAAAAUGUGGGAAGAAUAUCAAGAAAAAAAGAAAAAUUACAAGGAAAUAAAGGAUAAAUUUGAGAAAUUAAAAGGAAAUAAAAAGGUGGCAAAGAAGACUGAGUACGAGGAAAUAAAGAAAGAAUAUGAUGAAAAAAAGAAAGAAUAUAAGGAAAUAAAAGAUAAAAAAAAGAAAGAAUACGAGGAAAUAGCAGAUGAAAAAAUGAAAAAAUACAAGGAAAUAGCAGAUGAAUAUGAGAAAUUAGAAGAAGACGAAAAGGUGGCAAAGAAGACUGAGUACGAGGGAAAAAUGAAAGAAUUCGAGGAAAAGUGGAAAGAAUAUCAACAAAAAAAGAAAAAAUACGAGGAAAUAAAGGAUGAAUAUGAGAAAUUAGGAAAUGAAAAGGUAGCGAAGAAGACUGAGUACGAGAAAGAAAAGAAAGAAUACGAGGAAGAAAUUAAAGGAAAAAAAAAAAAAUAUGAAAGAAAAAAGAAAGAAUACGAGGAAAUAAAAGGUAAAUAUAAGAAAUUAAAAGGAGGGACUGAAAACAAGGAAGAAAUUAAGAAAAAAAAAGUUGAAUAUGUAAGUAAAAAGAAUGAAUACAAGAAAGAAAUAUGGGAAUACAAGAAAAUAAAGGAAGACGAAAUGGAGAAUCCACGGGAAGGAUACGAGAAGGCAAAGGAAGAUUACGAGAAGGCAACUGAUGAUUACGAGAAGGCAAUGAGUAAUGAUUACGAUAAUAAUUACGUGAAGCUAAUGAGUUAUGUGAACAUAAUUGAUAAGAAUAAAGGAAUGGAGGAGUACAAUGAAAAAAAGGAAGAAUUGAAAUACGAAAAAAUAAAGAAAGAAUACAAGGAAAAAAAGAGAAAUUAUGAGGAUGCAAUGAGAAAAAAGGAUAAAGAGAUAAUGAAAAUGCUCGGGGAUGAAAUGGAGAAUGAGGAUGGAAAUGAAGGAAAACAGAACGAAGUGGAGUAUUUAAAUGAUAUUAAAAAGGCAACGGAAAGAUACGAGAAUGAACAUAAGGAAGAUGAACAAACAAAGAAAGAUUAUGUGGAAAAAUUGAGAGAAUACAUUAGCGCAAAGCAAAAUAAAUACGAUAAACAAAGGAUAAAUAUAGAGGCUGAGUCAAGGAUAAAAUACCGGGAAGCGAGCGAAAAAUACAUUAAAGAUAAGGUGAACAAAAUAAUGGCUAAAUACAAAGAUACACCGGUGGAAGAAUCCGAGGAAGCAAUUGCAAAACACGAGAUAGAUGAAAAUGAUGAAAUAAUGAAAGAUGAUGAGCCGGCGAAAAAAUCCAAGGAAACAAUUGAAAAACACGAGAUGAAAAAAAAUGAAUACGAGAAAAAAUUAAAUGAUUGUGAGAAAACAUUGAAAGAAUACAAGCAACAAAUGAGGAAACGCAGUUAUGGUCAUACACAUGGUUAUACAAAUUUUAAAGAUUUGUGUGAUAAGCAAGAGAGAAUAAGAGAUAAAAUGGCUAUGUUCGAAUAUGAGUUAAAAAUGAUUGAAUUUGAGGAAAUAAAGAGAGAAUACUAUUUCAUUAAAGAAAAAAAUGAUAGGGAUAUAAUUAAUAAAGUAUACCAGGAAAAAGAGAAAGAAUAUAGGGAAGCUAAGAAAAGAUUCGAUGACUUAACGAAGAAAAUAACUAAAAAAUACGAUGAUUUAAUGAAAGAAUAUGAGAAAGCAAAAGAGAAAAAAAAGAAGGAAGAAACAAAAAAAGAAUAUAAGGGAAGAACCAAGGAAAUUAAGGAAAAAAUUAAGAAUGAAAUCGAUAGAAUUAGAAAUGAAAUAGGUUGUGAUGGAAUUGCAUUUCACAAUUAUGCUGGUGGAAGUUUCAAAAAGCAAAAUGAAAUCAUUAGAUUCAAACCGAAAGAACUGAACGACCUUGAAAAAGGACUUUCUAUUAGUGAUAAUAAGAGUAUUGAAUGUAUGAAAAUCGAAGGUCACGUCUUGAUCGACAUACUUGAGACAGGAUUCCUAAAUUAUAUUGUUUAUUCUCACCGUUCUUCUAAAAAGCAUGGAUUACUAAAAUGGUUAAAGUUGAAUUACAAUCCAUAUAAUUACUUGUCUAACUUGAAUUACAAUGCUUACAAUCCGUAUAAUUACUUGUCUAACUUGAAUUACAAUACUUACAAUCCAUAUAAUUACUUCUCUACUUUCCACUCCACAAAAGAGGAAAACUCCACAAAAGAGGAAAACUCCACAAAAGAGGAAAACUCCACAAAAGAGGAAAACUCUUCAAAAGUGGAAAACUCUUCAAAAGUGGAAAACUCUUCAAAAGAGGAGGACAUUAAAAUGAAAUUUAUUCUGUGGGAUCUAAACUUCGCAUCGGAGAAUCAGGAUGAGCUAGAAUUCGCAUGGGAGAAACAGGAAUCAGAGAAACUGGUGAAUGUCGAAGUUAAGAAGACACUGGGACUGAAGGAACAAGAACUGAUGGAGCUGAAACAGGAACAAAAGAAAAUAGAACCAAAUUCCUCACUCAUUGGAGGUUUGGCUUUGAACCAAUCCCUAAUUUCUAAUUCUUAA